Molecule: messenger RNA, 285 nt
Organism: Penicillium daleae
Lineage: Eukaryota; Fungi; Ascomycota; Eurotiomycetes; Eurotiales; Aspergillaceae
Exons: 2
Coding region: 1-285 (94 amino acids)
Source: RefSeq, a predicted model, not a curated record
AUGAAGUAUACCAUCACUCUUUUGACAUUCGCCGUGGCCGCCUUGGCUGGAAGCAUGGGUGACAAAGGUGACAGCGAAGGCAAAAUCUGCCUCAGCAAACAGACUGUUGUUUGUGAAGGCAACGGAGAUGGUAAACUUGUAUCAUUGGGGAAUAUUGCAACGGGUGCACUUGGCGAUAACUGCUCCGGCGGUGAUGUUUACUGCUGCUCUGAAGAAGAUGUGAAUGAGAUUGGUGUCAUCAACCUGGAUUUGAACGUUCAGUGCAGUCUCAAUCAUCUUCUAUAG